UCGAACUCUCCCCUUUCCGUGGUAAUACCUCAUUCUUUUAGGCUUACAGCUUCUGCUUCUUUUUUCUCUCGAUUUUCUCUCAACAACACCCCAAGAGUUUUCUCAGGCCUGAGACUGCAAUGGAGGUCCAUACUUUCGACACAGGAGGUAUUACCAACGCCGACCCUCCACCGAGCUUGGAGAAAGUAAUCGGCCCAGCGGAGGAGCAAGCGGUGGAUGGGUCAGCAGAUAUCCCGCCCCCCGCACCCAGCUGGCGAGCCGUGGUCUGGAGAAACCGACGAUAUUUCAUUGUGCUCCUGGUGCCUCUCAUCCUGUGCCCAAUCCCCAUUGCCAUCAACGAUUCAAUCGGCUACACGGCCUACAGCAUCCUGAUCAUGGCUAUUUUCUGGUGCACGGAGGCGAUCUCUUUGGCCGUGACGGCUCUCUUACCCCUCGUCCUCUUCCCGCUCUUCGGGGUCAUGCCGGCCAAGGAUGUCGCAGUCAACUACUCCAAAGACGUCAAUAUACUCUUCCUCGGCGGCCUGAUUGUGGCUGUGGCCAUAGAGCAUAACAAUCUGCACCGAAGAAUUGCUCUGGCUGUCUUGAUACUAGUGGGAUCCAAACCAAGAUGGAUGAUGUUAGGUUUCAUGCUCAUUACCGCGUUCUUGUCCAUGUGGAUUAGUAGCACCGCCACCACUGCCAUGAUGUUGCCGAUUGCGCAAGCUGUGCUACAGCAACUUAAAAAGGAUAACUUGACACAGAAAGGUGACAAUGCCAACCAGGGCCGCAGUGAUAGAGAUACCAGAAGUGGGCGGGCCCACGGAGACAAGGAAGGAGAGGAAGCCAUUGCCAUGGAGGAGGUUCGGGUUAGGGGAAGCACUGAUGUGCAGCCUCUGGAUACCGACAACUUCAGGCUGUUGGAAAACGACAAGCAAGAAUCCCGCUACAAUUUCAUUUGCAAAGGCAUCAUACUGUGCGUACCCUAUGCGGCAAGCAUCGGCGGUACAGCCACGCUGACAGGCACAGCUCCAAACCUUGUACUGGCCGGUCAAGUUAGCAGUUUGUUUGGGUCUGAGGCUGAGAUCGACUUCGGUGAGUGGAUAAUGUAUGCCGCGCCUGGUAUGCUGCUCUGCCUGCUUCUGAGCUGGAUCUGGCUGCAGAUUGUUUACGUGGAUCGCUGGUGCUGUAAGAAGCUGGGCCAGGAACUCGACCACAAGGGCGCCACCAAAGUCAUCCGUCAGGCCUACAAGGACCUUGGACCCAUGUCGUUUGCCGAGAAGGGUGCUCUUGCGCACUUUAUCUUGCUAAUUGUGCUGUGGAUCAGCCGUAAACCAGGCUUUGUGACUGGCUGGUCUGUGCUCUUCCCAGAGGGAUACGUGACCGACUCGACCGCAGCGAUAUUUGUCGCCGUUCUACUCUUUUUAUUUCCUUCCCGGAUGCCCAAAUUCUUGUGUGGCCGGAGCUCGAAAGAGGAUUUGGAGGAAGAAACAGGUCCAUGCCCGGCCCUUCUGGAGUGGUCGAUCGUUCAACAAAAGAUGCCUUGGCUGGUGAUCAUCCUUUUUGGUGGAGGCUUGGCGCUGGCUGAAGCCUGCAAGGUGUCGGGUCUGUCGGCCUUGAUCGGCGAAAGGUUCACUGUGCUGGAUAGCUUCCCUCCCUUUGCUAUCGCGUUAGUGGUGUCCGUCAUUAUCGCUGCCUUCACGGAAGUCACCAGCAACACCGCUACAGCAACCAUCUUCCUUCCUAUACUCGCUAGUUUGGGGACGAGUAUCGGCGUCAAUCCACUGUUCCUGAUGCUACCUGCCACCGUGACCUGCUCCUUCGCCUUCAUGCUGCCAGUAGCCACGCCCCCUAAUGCCAUCGCCUUCGCCUACGAGCAAAUCACUGUCAUGGACAUGGUGAAGACGGGUUUCAUACUAAAUGUUAUCUGCGUCCUCGUUGCCAACGCCAGCAUCAACACACUGGGCAUGUGGAUCUUUGAUGUGGGCACGUUUCCCGAUUGGGCAAAGGUCAACGUGACAGCAACCUAGUAAUAUGAUAUCAUGACCAGCUUCCUGACCCGACGACGACAUUAGUUGAAUCGACUACGAGAUGGCCUUUUAGCAACUAAUUUUUGUAAUGAUAAAUCAAACGGGGUUGAUGUAAACAGCAUCGCCAUGGUAGUUUUAAACUGUUUAAAUCAAACCUUAUAUACACAGACGCUUGAAGUGUACCUAAAUACAAUAUAUCAAAUACAGUCCAAACACAAAUACACGACGUACCCUGUUGAAAGUACAACCGUCCAGUUGUGGAUAACGUUGACAAAGUUCUUGGUACGACCAUUGGAUCAAAGAUUAGAAUUGUUAGUAAUUUUAUAGAUUAAUGAUUGAAUUAUUACUUUCCUGUGACAUACUGAUGUCUCUCUGAUUUCCCUUUCUUUUAUCGAGAUAUGCCUGUACAUUUGCAUAACCGUUGUUUAUUUUCUUUGCAGUUUUCGUCAGAUUUGUUGGUGUUGAGUGGACCGACUACCUCAUUUAUACACACAGUAACUCUAAUAGUUAACAUACUUGCAUUUUUUUCACUACCUUUUUAUCAGUAUACUCCCAUUUUAACGUGGAGGUAAAUGGGCUCCUUGAAUAACAUCGCUCUCAAUGGCAAAAAUGUCCACCCUGGUUUUAAACACGUCGAAUUAGCUUUAACUUCAAGCACAAAGAGACAUCUUUAAAACUGCUGGUAUUUACGACUUGGCUCGACCAGGCUUCGGACGGCCUCAGCUGGUUUCGGUUUACUUGCACGUGGACGCAAAUUACUCAUGGCGUUCUAAAAUUUUUGGCAUUUUUGGCAUGUACGAUUUUAAAGAAUUUCUGUGACUAACUUUCGUUGGCGAUCGGGUAAUUCAAAUUCAUAAAUCGAAGGGCCAAGGUUAAUGAGUUUUCUU
This is a messenger RNA of Acanthaster planci (crown-of-thorns starfish), 2893 nucleotides long. Its product is annotated as Na(+)/citrate cotransporter-like. Gene Ontology annotation, molecular function: transmembrane transporter activity. Gene Ontology annotation, cellular component: plasma membrane. Lineage: Eukaryota; Metazoa; Echinodermata; Asteroidea; Valvatida; Acanthasteridae. The record is from RefSeq and is a predicted model, not a curated record. Gene Ontology annotation, biological process: transmembrane transport.